AUGGCGGCGGAAAGGAUGGCGGCGACAUCGUCGGCGGUGGCUCUGUAUGUCGGGGAUUUGCAGCCGGACGUGACGGACGGCGAUCUCGCCGACGCUUUCUCGGAGUACAACGUCGAGUCUGUUCGGGUCUGCCGCGAUUCGUCCACGAGACUGUCUCUCUGUUACGGAUAUGCCAACUUCCUCUCUCGUCAGGAUGCUGUCCGUGCUAUUGAGGAGAAAAAUCAUUCCUCACUGAAGGGGGGACUUAUAAGAGUUACUUGGUCGCGUCGUGAUCCUUAUGCAAGAAGAAGUGGAAUUGGAAAUGUCUUUAUCAAGAAUCUGAGUGACUCGAUCGAUUGCGUGAAGCUCCAAGAGAUUUUUCAGAAGUUUGGUAAUAUAUUGUCAUGUAAAGUUGUCACUUCUGAUGAUGGAAAAAGCAAAGGAUAUGGCUUUGUCCAGUUUGAAUCUGAAAGCUCUGCAGAAGCUGCAAUUGAGAACCUCAAUGGGUCCACUAUUGAAGGCAAACAAAUGCUUGUGGCUAAGUUUAUGAAGAAGAGUGACCGAGCCAAUCUUAGUCAUGAAGAGUACACGAAUUUGUAUGUGAAGAAUUUGGAUACAAGUUUCUCUGAAGAAGUCCUCAGGGAGAAGUUCUCCAAAUAUGGAAAAAUUGUAAGCUUAGUCAUAUCGAAGGAUAAGAAUGGCACGUCUAGAGGAUUUGGGUUUGUCAACUUUGAGAACCCCGAUGAUGCAAAACGUGCAGUGGAGGCUUUCAAUGGAUCAAAACUUGGCUCAAAGGUUUUGUAUGUCGCCCGGGCACAAAAAAAAUCUGAACGAGAUGAAAUCCUACGCCGACAAUUUGAGGAGAAAAAGAAGGAAUGGCGCCUCAAAUACCAGGCAUCGAAUGUCUAUGUGAAGAAUAUUGGCGAUGAUGUUACAGACGACGAGCUGAAGGAACGUUUUAGCAAAUGCGGGACAAUUAUGUCAGCAAAGAUUAUGCGAGAUGACAAAGGAGUGAGCAAAGGGUUUGGAUUUGUUUGCUUCUCCACCCCCGAGGAGGCCACUAAAGCUGUUUAUACUUUCCGUGGGAUAAUUUUGCAUAGAAAGCCACUGUAUGUGGCAAUUGCUCAGAGAAAAGAGGAUAGACAAGCUCAGUUGCAGCUCAUGCAUGCACAACGCAUGGCAGGAUUAGGGGGACGAUCAACUAUUUUUCCUGGUGGGUACUCCCAUUAUUACUACCAAGCUCCUGGUGCCGUCUCACAAUAUCCUGCACAAAGUGCUGUGAUGUAUCAGCCUAGGGGAAUCGGGCCCGGAUGGAGGGGUAAUGGUCUCUCGAAUAUUUCUAGACCCGGAGUUCAUCCAUCUCCAGGCACAUUGGCACCUAAUAAUCCAAGAUCGCACGGACAGAAUGGAGGAAGGUUGAAUGGCCAUGGUUUUCCUCUGGGUGUUGCUCUGCCAUAUGCAUCACAUUUCCAGCAGCCUGAAGAUUCAAGGAACCAUCAGCCUAUUGUAUUUGGUACCGGACUGGCUACUGGGGGCUCACAGAUGUUGAGUAGCAUGCUUGCUGCAGCUUCUCCAGAUCAACAGAAGCAUAUACUUAGUGAUCGUCUUUAUCCUCUUGUUGCUCAUCAUCAGCCUGAUCUGGCAUCGAAGAUAACGGGAAUGAUUUUGGAGAUGGAUAACUCCGAGCUGCUGUUGCUGUUGGAUUCACCUGAGGCACUAGCAGCCAAGGUGAAAGAGGGAGUUGAGGUGCUCAAAAUUUCCAAGUCUAAGGUCUCGAAAACCCACGACCCACUUCCUUCGAAGUACGUUUCUACUCAAGUUACUAGCAAAAGCAAUACAGCCGCCUACAAAAUCGACGGCGAAUACAUUUUCCGGUCAAAAAUUGCGGCUGGCCGUCGACCGCCCUCCAUCCCGACCUCUCAUUUCACCUAUCCCGGCGGCGGAUCGAAAACAUUCGAGCUCAAACGUUCCUGCGAGAGCGGGUAUUUGUUGCCUAACGAGAAUUUGGGUAGCGGCGGUGCUGCCGAUGGUAGCCUGAAUGCGAUGGAGUAUUUGACGAACAUUUUGGUGUCUAAGGUGUAUGACGUGGCGUACGAGUCGCCGUUGCAGCUAGCAGCGAAGCUAUCCGGGAGGUGUGGCGUCAAUAUCUGGCUGAAGAGGGAGGAUCUUCAGCCUGUUUUCUCAUUCAAGCUUCGAGGUGCGUACAAUAUGAUGGCUAAACUCCCGAAAGAACAGCUCGAAAGGGGAGUAAUUUGUUCAUCCGCUGGGAAUCACGCUCAAGGCGUGGCAUUAGCUGCCCAGAGAUUGGGUUGCAAUGCAGUGAUUGCUAUGCCUGUUACUACUCCAGAGAUCAAGUGGAGAUCGGUUGAGAGAUUAGGGGCCACGGUUGUACUCAUAGGGGACUCGUACGAUGAAGCCCAGGCAUACGCAAAAAAACGAGCUGCGGAUGAGGGCCGUACAUUCAUACCUCCUUUCGACCACCCUGAUGUAAUAACAGGCCAAGGAACAGUUGGGAUGGAGAUUGUUAAACAGAUGCAGGGCCCACUAGAAGCAAUAUUCGUGCCUGUUGGUGGAGGUGGACUUAUAGCCGGCAUUGCUGCUUAUGUGAAGAGGGUGGCUCCACAGGUGAAAAUUAUUGGGGUGGAGCCAUUUGAUGCGAAUGCAAUGGCACUGUCACUGCACCAUGACCAGCGAGUUGUGUUGGACCAAGUUGGGGGUUUUGCGGAUGGUGUGGCUGUAAAGGUGGUUGGAGAGGAGACUUUCCGCCUCUGCAGGGAGCUUGUGGAUGGCGUGGUUCUCGUAGGGCGUGAUGCCAUUUGUGCGUCGAUAAAGGACAUGUUCGAGGAGAAAAGGAGCAUUUUAGAGCCAGCUGGUGCUCUUGCCCUUGCUGGAGCUGAAGCUUACUGCAAGUACUAUGGACUCAAGGGUGUUAAUGUAAUAGCUGUGACAAGUGGAGCUAAUAUGAACUUUGAUAGAUUGAGAUUAGUAACUGAACUUGCAGAUGUUGGUAGACGGCGGGAAGCUGUGCUCGCCACCUACAUGCCUGAGGAGCCUGGAAGCUUUAAACAGUUUUGUGAGCUUGUUGGCCCUAUGAAUAUUACUGAAUUCAAGUACCGAUAUAAUUCAGAUAAAGAAAAGGCUUUAGUACUAUACAGUGUUGGCCUUCACACGGAUUUAGAACUCGAAGCAAUGGUCCGGAGAAUGAAAUCAGCUCAGCUACACACCAUUAAUCUUACAGAAAAUGACUUGGUAAAAGAUCAUUUGCGGCAUCUGAUGGGUGGAAGGUCGAAUGUGAAAGACGAGCUAUUAUGCCGCUUCAUUUUCCCUGAAAGGCCUGGAGCAUUGAUGAAAUUCUUGGAUGCUUUAAGUCCACGUUGGAAUAUAAGCUUGUUCCAUUACCGUGGGCAGGGAGAAACUGGAGCAAAUGUGUUGGUUGGUAUCCAAGUGGCUCGUAAUGAGAUGAGUGAGUUUCAAGAUCGAGCAAACAGUCUCGGGUAUGAGUAUGAGCUGGAAACGAGGAAUGAAGCCUUCCAGCUUUUAAUGCGGUGA
Messenger RNA from Striga hermonthica, 3528 nucleotides. The record is from the annotation of a GenBank genome assembly. Lineage: Eukaryota; Viridiplantae; Streptophyta; Magnoliopsida; Lamiales; Orobanchaceae.